GCUCCUCCAAGGUCAAUGCAUGCUCGCAGUCUCCAUUUUCCCCCAAAGCAGCUUCUCAAACCCAUCGUCUACCUUCGCCACCCUCUCCACAUUGCAACUGUGUUUCCCUGUGUCCACUAUCCUGCGCGUGUGUUCUGAUCGAGCUCCAGGCGUUCCAAUGGCUGAGGUACUGGCCACCAUGGUGGUCGGGCCACUGGUGUCCAUGGUGAAGGAGAAGGCCUCCAGCUACCUCCUGGAGCAGUACCAGGUGAUGGAGGGCUUGGAGAAGCAGCACAAGCUCCUCAAGCGCAAGCUGCCGGCCAUCCUGGACGUCAUCACCGACGCCGAGGAGCAGGCGGCAGCCAAGCGAGAAGGGGCGAAAGCUUGGCUGGAGGAGGUCCGACAGGUGGCCUACCAGGCGAAUGACGUCUUGGACGAGUUCAAGUACGAGGCGCUCCGCCGCAAAGCCAGGGAGGAGGGGCACUACAAGGAGCUCGGCAUGGAUGUAAUAAAGCUCUUCCCUUCUCACAACCGUUUUGUGUUUCGUAUCAAGAUGGGCAAUAAGCUCCGCAUGAUUUUGGAAGAACUUGAUGUCCUUAUCGCAGAGAUGAAUUGUUUCGGGUUCAAGUUCCGGCAAGGGCCACCAGUGCCCGUAAAUCACUUGAGGGAGAAUAGUUCUAAAAUCAUCGACCCUGUGGACAUUGCCGGCAGAUCCAGAGCUGGAGACAAGAAGAAGAUUAUUAAGUCGUUGCUUGAUAAAGCUAGCAAUGUGAAUCUCACGGUCUUUCCUGUCGUGGGGAUGGGAGGGAUGGGGAAGACCACCUUAGCCCAGCUUGUUUACAAUGACCCUGACAUUCAGAAGCAUUUCCAGCUGCGACUCUGGGUGUGCGUCUCUGACAACUUUGAUGUGGAUUCCCUGGCUGAAAGAAUUGUCGAAGAAGCUAAGAAGAAUGGUUGUCAAGCAAAUGGAAGUUCGGCAUUGGACAAGCUUCAAAAUGCAGUGAGUGGGAAGAGGUACCUCCUCGUAUUGGAUGAUGUCUGGAACCGUGAUGAGGCACACAAGUGGGAAAAACUGAAGUCCUACCUUCAGCAUGGUGGCAGCGGCAGCUCAGUGCUCAUAACAACUCGUGAUCAAGCCGUCGCUCAACUAAUGAUGGGUACAGCUACAGGAGCCUAUGAACUUGGACGCUUGGGUGAAAAUUUCAUAGAGGAAAUUAUCAGGUCGAGAGCAUUCAGCUCGAAACAAGAGAAGGAUUGGCCUCGUGAACUAGUUAACAUGGUUGGUGAUGUUGCAAAGAGAUGUGCUGGUUCUCCUUUAGCUGCUACAGCAUUGGGCUCUGUGUUAAGUACCAAGACCACCGCGCGUGAAUGGAAGGAUGUGCUAAGGAGAAAAAAGAUUUGUGAUGAUAGAAACGGAAUCUUACCGGUACUCAAGCUUAGUUACAAUUGCUUGCCAUCACAUAUGCGGCAAUGCUUUGCUUUCUGUGCUAUGUUUCCCAAGGAUUAUGAGAUUGACGUGGAAAUGUUGAUCCAGUUAUGGAUGGCCAAUGGUUUUAUCUCGGUGCUACAAGGAGAAGAACAUCCUGAAAUUUCAGGAUGGGAAUAUUCAAUUAGGAGGCGGCUGGCAUGCUUGAAAUAGCAGAUUGAAGACCUGAUGAAAGUUAUUACCAUGGAUCGUUGCCAGGGAUGCAAAUGCUACAUUUGCCCUUUUUGAAGAUUAUCACCAGUGAAGUCAAGCUGAAGGCCUUGAUUUUGAGCAGAAAACAAAUGCCAGACUGCAAACGGAAGAAUUUAGCAUACAGAGAUGCAUGCUCCAGUUUUUAAUCCUUCUUUAUUCUUUUCAAGUGUGACGUGUUUGAAUAUGUGUGCGCUCCAGCAUAAGCGAAACACAACCAACACUUGAUGUAAGGAUGUGUUUUUCUACAUGACUGCAGGAGAUACUUGUUGUUCGACAAGCUGGUUUAAGCUGCUGAUUGAAAUGCACUAAAUGUGAUGAACUUCAUUCCAUGUGUGUAUCUAAUACUGAAUGGUGUGCAGGGUGAUCCCGCAAGUCUUUGGAUA
Molecule: messenger RNA, 2040 nt
Organism: Setaria italica (foxtail millet)
Lineage: Eukaryota; Viridiplantae; Streptophyta; Magnoliopsida; Poales; Poaceae
Product: putative disease resistance protein RGA3
Exons: 3
Coding region: 20-1618 (532 amino acids)
Biological process (GO): defense response to other organism
Molecular function (GO): ADP binding
Source: RefSeq, a predicted model, not a curated record